UUCACAGUCGAUGCUUGUGUAAAUCGAUGCAGCCUGUUGAGAGGGAAGUUUCCGCCUCCUUUGCAAUAGGCGUCUGUCACCAGAGCAGUCAGUGAGCAGACGGAACUACCUCCACGGUCACACUGAAUAUGCCGGGACUGCUGCUCGGAGAUGCAUUUCCUAAUUUCGAGUUGGAGACCACCAUUGGCACAAUUAAACUGCACGAAUUUCUCGGUGAUUCGUGGGGAGUCCUGUUCUCCCACCCCAGAGAUUACACCCCGGUGUGCACCACAGAGCUGGGUCGAGCUGCCAGACUGAGCAGUGAGUUCAGUAAACGCGAAGUCAAAAUGAUCGCCCUCUCCAUCGACUGCCUGGAGGAUCACCACGGCUGGUCCAAGGACAUCCUGGCAUACAACUGUGAGGAGUCUGCUUGCUGCUCGCUGCCCUAUCCCAUCAUAGCGGACAGUAAACGGGAGCUGGCAGUGGCCCUGGGCAUGCUGGACCCAGAUGAGAAGGACAAAGAUGGCCUGCCGCUCACUGCCCGCUGUGUGUUUAUCAUCGGCCCUGACAAAAAGCUCAAACUGUCACUCCUCUACCCGGCCACCACGGGACGCAACUUUGAUGAGAUUUUGCGAGUGGUGGACUCGCUCCAGUUGACAGCAGGGAAACGACUGGCCACACCUGCCGACUGGAGGCCUGGAGACUGUGUGAUGGUCCCUGCCAACAUGUCUGAGGAGGAGGCCGCCUCUAUGUUCCCAGAUGGUGUCUACUCCAAAGACCUGCCCUCUGGCAAGAAGUACCUGCGCUACACCCCCCAGCAAUAGUCACGGGCAGAGACAGCACUGAUAUUCAACACUCAUUUAUGUUCCACUCUAUCCAGCAGCUCUUGUUCUUGGACCUUAAGGAUUUACAGCUCUGCUAGUUUUUGUCCCUACCAGUUAAAUAAACAAGUCAGCCGGCAUCCCAGUUAGGCAAAAUGGAAUAACAACCAAUGUCUUAAGGAGUAUGUAGGACUCUUCUAAAUCAGAGGUUUGAAGGGGGAUUACUUUCAGAAAGAUAUGGACGAGAUGGGAAUAUAUAUAUAUUUCAUAUUUAAAGAUACUUCAAACAGUUUAUGUGAUACUAUCAGGGUCAUGUGUAUUGUUUACCUAUACACCUGUAGUUUUUGGACCAUUGCAAGAGGAAGUGGUUUUUGGUUGUAGUUACACAAAGGAUGACCUAGUGAGAGCAAACAAUGCUAUGCCUAUGUAUUCAUAUUUUUUCUGAUGAGUGUACUUCAAUAAAAACAGUUUCACAUGGACAGUUGCCUACUUUCAACAUAACUGAUUACUAAAACUUGCAUUGGUUCUGCCAGGUCAUUUUUAAAUUUCAAUAAAAGUCUUUUGGAUUUGUAUCUACUGUAUAGUCC
Messenger RNA from Anoplopoma fimbria (sablefish), 1387 nucleotides. RefSeq names its product peroxiredoxin-6-like. Gene Ontology annotation, molecular function: peroxiredoxin activity. Gene Ontology annotation, biological process: cell redox homeostasis; cellular oxidant detoxification. The transcript is spliced from 5 exons. Lineage: Eukaryota; Metazoa; Chordata; Actinopteri; Perciformes; Anoplopomatidae. Gene Ontology annotation, cellular component: cytosol; mitochondrion. Bases 129 to 803 code for a protein of 224 amino acids. The record is from RefSeq and is a predicted model, not a curated record.